Antechinus flavipes (yellow-footed antechinus) is the source of this 1618-nucleotide messenger RNA. It is a transcript of the gene MED8, whose product is annotated as mediator complex subunit 8. The record is from RefSeq and is a predicted model, not a curated record. NCBI's taxonomy places the organism in Eukaryota, Metazoa, Chordata, Mammalia, Dasyuromorphia, Dasyuridae. Gene Ontology annotation, biological process: regulation of transcription by RNA polymerase II. Gene Ontology annotation, cellular component: core mediator complex; mediator complex. Gene Ontology annotation, molecular function: RNA polymerase II cis-regulatory region sequence-specific DNA binding; transcription coregulator activity.
CGCAGGGUUAGAAGGCAGUGUUUCCGGAAGCGGAAGCGGAACCUAGGAGGCGGUUCAAUUCCUAUUGCCAAUUCAAUUGCCGUAGCCGACAAGAUGCAGAGAGAAGAGAAGCAGCUGGAGGCCUCGGUGGACGCGCUGCUGAACCAAGUGGCGGAUCUGAAAAGCUCCUUGGGAAGCUUUAUUUGCAAGCUGGAGAACGAGUAUGACCGGCUUACCUGGCCCUCCGUUCUGGACAGCUUUGCUUUACUCUCGGGGCAGCUGAAUACCCUCAACAAGGUCCUCAAGCACGAGAAGACCCCAUUGCUCCGGAACCAGGUUAUCAUUCCUCUGGUGCUGUCCCCAGACCGCGAUGAGGAGCUCACGAGGCAGACGGAAGGACGGGUUCCUGUCUUCAGUCACGAGGUGGUCCCUGACCACCUGAGAACCAAACCAGACCCAGAGGUGGAGGAGCAGGAGAAGCAGCUGACCACAGAUGCAGCGCGCAUUGGCACCGAUGCUGCCCAGAAGCAAAUUCAGACUUUGAAUAAAAUGUGCUCAAACCUCCUGGAAAUCAGCAAAGAAGAGCGGGAAUCAGAAAGUGGAGGUCUCCGUCAGAAUAAGCAGACCUUCAACCCCACAGACACCAAUGCUCUGGUGGCUGCAGUUGCCUUUGGGAAGGGUCUGUCCAACUGGAGACCUCCUGGCAGCAGUGGCUCUGGUCAGCCAGGCCAGCCCGGGGCAGGGGCCCUCCUGGCCGGAGCGUCGGGCAUGCAGCAAGUUCAGAUGACGGGCGCACCCAGUCAGCAGCAGAGCCCCCUGCUCAGCGGAGUACAGAUGGCACAAACUGGCCAGCCAGGUAAGAUGCCAAGUGGUAUCAAAACAAACAUCAAGUCGGCUUCGAUGCACCCCUACCAGCGGUGAGCUGCCUGCUGGCCACAGACACUGCCCCUGCCUCUCCUGAAUGCUUGAGCCUGCUUCUGAGGUGACAGCCCCUCACCAGCCAGAGCCCUUCACCAGCCGGAGCCUUCACCAGCGGGAGCCCCUCGCCAGCCAGAGCCCUUCACCAGCCGGAGCCCCUCGCCAGCCAGACCUUGUUCCAGGCCUUCUCUCUUAGGUCACUUGACUGCUUGGGCCACACUCUGGCUCUGGGGAACAGCUGUGUCCAGCCUGGAAGGUAGCCUUGGCCCCACAAAUUGGACUUGGGGGCCCUCGAGAUCUGUUCAGUUCUGGCCUUUGGGUCCCUUUCCCUUCAGGCCCUGGGGCUCUGAAGGCUUCCUUGGACAGAGGCAGCGGUUGCAUCAGCUAAGGAAAGGGGUAGUCAGGGAGCUGAUGAAACAGGCCAGUGUGCGGAAUAGCGCUGUCCCAUCCUGGCAGAGAGAAAAGCUCCCUUUUCUGCUUGCUGGUGUGGGAUCUGGGCCUGGGGAGGGAGAGGGCUGAGGGAUCUUCCCCCACCUCUCCCUACCUGCUCUUGGGCAAAGACAGUGCUGGGUCUGCUCCAUGGGGAGGCCCCAGGUCCAGCUGCCAACUCUUCAUCUCCUCCCUUCACCUUCUCCAAAGCCCUCCUUGCUUGCAGCUGAUACCGCGGGAAUCCCUUACGGAUCCCUCAUGGAUCCUCAGAAUAAAAAAGGCUUUAAAGUGA